Talaromyces proteolyticus is the source of this 1389-nucleotide messenger RNA. Its product is annotated as putative glutathione S-transferase. The transcript is spliced from 2 exons. The record is from RefSeq and is a predicted model, not a curated record. Lineage: Eukaryota; Fungi; Ascomycota; Eurotiomycetes; Eurotiales; Trichocomaceae. Bases 351 to 1184 code for a protein of 277 amino acids.
CCGCCCGUCCGCUCCUGCCUUCAAUACCACCCCGCAACAGUUUUCCAACACGAUUACUCCUCCCUCUCACAUUUCAUUCGGAUCGGCAGUGAGACACUAUAGGUGAGUGUUUUAUUAGCAGUGGACACUCAAUUCGCGCUCGAUGAAAAUCCCCAGCAACAUGCUGCCCUAUCAUUCUUCCAUCACGAUUAAUAAUAUGUAUUAAUAAUAUGUCUCCGCGACACUACCUGAGCUAAGCAUGGUCAUAUAUACAGAAAGCCAAUUGCCCCGGUGGCUAGAGAUCGUGACAACAAUCGCUCACUUUUUCAGCAGUCGAUUUUCUUGUGCUUCUCCCUGAUUAAUACACGAGGAUGGCUUUUUCCAACAAGCCUGUACACUUUUUCGACAUAACAUGUAGCCUUGACGGGCCACGGAAAUCAUGGUCACCAAACACUCUCAAGACCCGUACAGUCCUCAAUUACAAAGGGAUCAAGUACACACAGUCAUGGGUGUCGUACCCUGACAUUGCUGCUUUGUCUGAAGGACUCAAGAUGCCGCCUACAGGCACGACAAUAAAGUAUACACUUCCAGCUAUUGUACAUAAAGCCUCGAUCACGUCCAACCCUUACGGCGCCUUGAACGACUCGCUUCCGAUCGCGCUCCAUUUGGAGAAGACAUUUCCAGCACCAAAAUACCCUUCCAUAUUUCCCAAUGGGCAAGCAAGCUAUGCACUUGCAGUUGCUACUAGAAAGCUUCUAAAUGCCGCUUUUGACAAAACUCACAUUAUCGUUCUCCCAAAGGUUCAGGCCAUGCUUGAUGACCGGGGAGCCCAAUACUUCCACGAGACCCGUUUACCGAACUAUAGAAAAAGAUUCGGAAACAUCAACAGCCUAUCUGAAGUUUUACCCAAGAACGACGAAGAAUAUGAGGCUAUCUGGGCGGCGACACAAAAGGAGCUCGUGAUCUUCACUGAGAUGUUGACUGGUGAGGGAAGUAUUCAAGGGCCUUUCCUAGAAGGCGAGAAACCCGGCUACGCGGAUUUUAUUCUUGCCUCUUGGCUAGCUUGGCAUGAGCGAGCAUGUCCAAAGACCUUUGAAGCUCUGCUGAAUACGGGAAAUGGGUCGCUUCGUAAGCACUGGGUGGCGUCUCUUCCUUACUUGGACGGGCAAGGCGAGGAUAAGGAAUGGGCUCAAUCUGAGAUCUAGAAAUAUUUAAAUACUCAAUUGAAAAUAUCUUACAAGCUAUACGAUGCUUUCUCAGCACAGCUAUAACAAUAAAAUAUGGCUGUGCUUCGUAGGCUUCUAAGCGUACAAUGAAUAUACUUUACAGCCCACGCAAGAAGUUAGCCUCGCGAAUGCCCUUCCUCCUGGAUUCUCUAGCGCUCUUUGUAAUUUCCUCCCUCUUCUGCAG